Molecule: messenger RNA, 745 nt
Organism: Astrephomene gubernaculifera
Lineage: Eukaryota; Viridiplantae; Chlorophyta; Chlorophyceae; Chlamydomonadales; Astrephomenaceae
Source: the annotation of a GenBank genome assembly
CUACUUCGUACUUGCGCCUUUCCAAAUUCCCGCCAGCGGCCAUACGCUAUAUCUGUUGCUGACGUUGAGCACUUGUUAAUGAAUUGCCAUGGACAUAAUUAGAAGUACGGCUGUCGUCUCUUCACCUUUACUUAUGCUUCCUAAUCGCUUGCUGCGCAGAGACAAUGGCAAACGACGUCAGCUGGUUACACGCUUUUGUGCUUGUAGCCCUGCUGAGGUUUUGUCUUUGUCAAGAUGGUAUGCGUCUAAACAUCAGUUUACCGGAUUAUGUUGACUUGUACAAGCCCAUGGACUAUGCAGUCAUCGGUCAGCAGAAAUGCGGUACGAGCACUCUGUGGAAUGUCAUGACAAGGAGCCCGUUCAUCAAAUGGGUUAGCAAGAAAAAGGAAACCUUCUACUUCCAGGGCCCCGCGGGGAAGACCCUGUGCGAUCAUGACGUGGCGGGAUACCAGGCCCUAGUUGCCGUACAACGGGACACGUUCGGCAACCAACGUGUGCGGUACAGGACCGCCAACGGUGAUUUUGUGUUGUACGAAGUGCCGUACGAUCAGCUGCGUGUGGGGGACUGGUCCACCUCGCAUCUGUCCUGCCUCUGCUGCCCGCUGUCGCUAAAGUCACUGAAUCCAAAGAUGAAGCUCAUCGUGGUGCUUCGCGACCCCAUUCAGCGGUUCAUCAGUCGCUUCCACGAGCAGCAGAGCAGCCGCAGCCUGCCGUACAAUAGAAUGGUGAGGGACCGCACCCUGCC